AUGCCUACUCGCCUUUUAGACUUGGGUGAUCCCAAUUCAAACUUUUGGCGUCUUCAUCAGGAUCCAGGACAUGUUCCAUACGCUGCACUCUCUCACCGAUGGUCCUCUGACACGCCUGAACUACACACCAGCAAUUACGAGAAAUAUGGCAAUUUUCAGCCCGAUACCAUCCUCCCACAAAGUUAUCAAGAUGUUAUUUCUAUCUGUCGCGCUAUACCAAUCCAAUAUCUCUGGAUUGAUUCUCUCUGCAUUAUACAGGAUGACAACAGCGAGGAAUUCUCGAAGGAAGCUCCACUUAUGAGGGAUAUUUACCAAUAUGCAUUCCUUACACUAUCGAUCUGCUGGGACUUCCCCGGUGUUUCUUUGUUUCGAAGGUGUCGGCCUCGAAGUGUACCUCGACCUUAUCCUCAUUUUUGUCAAGUAGAACAUAACUGUGGACCAGUGUCAGAUGAGUGGGUAUUUAUCACUGAGAGUUCAGGUCAUAGAUUGCGAGAUAUAUGUGAAGCACCCGUCAACCGGCGAGCAUGGGUGUUACAGGAACGCUACCUUUCGAGACGUCUCCUCUACCUUAGUAGUGACCAAUUAUACUGGGAAUGCAGCAAAGGCAUCGGGAGUGAAGUCUGUCCGACCACUUUUCAUCUUAGUGGUGAGAGAGAGUCUAUUGUGUAUCUUACUGGGGAUAGAAAAGUUUCGUCCUGGAACUCGACGCUUACAGAAUACACCAAAAGCGAUCUAACGUUUGAAAGUGAUAGGCUUGUUGCCAUUGCUGGCCUUGCUAAGCUAAUCGCAAGUAGGACUGGUGGGACAUAUCUUGCUGGUAUUUGGCUGGAGUCUUGGAUGAACGGCCUUCUUUGGAAGCCAGGAAAAAAAAGAUCCCGAAGCCUCAACCUCAAGGCAAAGGAAUUAACCAUGGUUCCGCCCUCGUGGUCUUGGCUGGCAUUUCCUGGAUCGGUGAAGACAGGUGCCGGAUUUGGUGAAGAGGGACCGAUUAUCUCAAUGUCAACUCCUAACUCAUUCGAGUCAGAUACGUACUGGCCAUUAGCUCUUCUGAGCCAGGCUAUAGUCAUUCCAUCAACAAGCGACCCUUUUUCGUCCUUCGAACGAGCUAUUUUGAAGAUUCGGUGCCUGCUCAUGCCGGUAACAUUCGGAGGUAUUCCCCACAGAAACGAGCCAACAUGGUUCUUCCGUCACGAGAGGGAUGUCGAAUUAUCUUCAGUUGGGCUGAGUCGUCUCCGGCUUCGAGCUUGUGAGCGAGAACAUGGGAAGAGAUGUGCCAUCUUUCAACUCCAUUUUAGCGAGUAUAUUGACAUGUCUGUGCAAUAUUUUCUCGUCCCACUCUAUAUUCGCCACCUUAAAUCGCUGCCAAAUAUCAAGCGCUGGCCACAUUGCUAUGGGCUUGUGUUACAGGAACUCCCAGGCGGUAGCACCCGAGAAUUCAUCAGGGUCGGAAUUUGGAGCGAGGAGCACAAUUGGCCAUCUCAGCUCAUCCCUAUGAUCAGCAACACAAUCGCCAAACUAGACCUGAAGAAAUCGGCCUUGAGUGAUGGAAACUUGACUGAAAAUGAGCGCGUUUUUGACUUGAAGCUUCAUGAGUAUGCAAUAGGUCAUGCUGCUUCAGAAGUGGAAAUUCCUACGAAGGUCGUUGAAGAGGUAGUGGAACAUCAGCCAAAUAUCGAGGAACUCAAGGAGAAGGCCGCUGUUUCCGGGUCUGAGGCUGAUGAACAAGAGUCGAAUAAAGUAGAUAAAGAAGAAGGGCCCUCAACGCCCCUCGAAGUGGUAGAAUGCUCGUUGCUGCCGCAUUUCACUACUGCAGAGUGGGGUACUAUCUCCUUAGUAUAG
This is a messenger RNA of Fusarium tjaetaba, 1839 nucleotides long. RefSeq lists its product as uncharacterized. The transcript has a single exon. NCBI's taxonomy places the organism in Eukaryota, Fungi, Ascomycota, Sordariomycetes, Hypocreales, Nectriaceae. Bases 1 to 1839 code for a protein of 612 amino acids. The record is from RefSeq and is a predicted model, not a curated record.